Messenger RNA from Rhizopus microsporus ATCC 52813, 1027 nucleotides. RefSeq lists its product as uncharacterized. The record is from RefSeq and is a predicted model, not a curated record. Bases 15 to 821 code for a protein of 268 amino acids. The transcript is spliced from 2 exons. Gene Ontology annotation, cellular component: mitochondrion. Lineage: Eukaryota; Fungi; Mucoromycota; Mucoromycetes; Mucorales; Rhizopodaceae.
CCCCAACAAAAAAAAUGUCUGAAGUAGGCUUGACAAGCACUAAUGUCUCGCUUUUAUACAGCAAGGAGAGAUUAGCAAAGCUUUAUGGUAUCGAUCUUUUCGCUGCUAUAACAUCGUCUGCUAUGGUAGCUCCUUUUAUCGCUAUUGUUGAUAGAUCAAUCAUUGAAAAUUUGAAUGGAAAGAGACCACUUAAAGAAGGAUUGAUUUAUGGAUUGAAGACAUUUGCCUCACAGCCGUUCAAAUUUGCUGCUUCUGCUCAAUUUCGGUUGAUCCUUGGUCUCUAUUUUUCGACUUAUACAACUGCCAAUGUGAUAGAUACCACUUGUGAACAAUAUUCUGUUGAUCCUUCACAAAAGUCUCUUUAUAAAUUUUUAAGUACAUCUACAGUAAAUAUGCUAUUAUGCAUAUACAAGGACAGAGCAUUUGCAAAAAUGUUUGGAAUAUCCAGCAACAAAUCUCUUCCAAAAUUGAGCUACUUUCUGUUUGCGGCCAGAGACGCUUUAACCAUCGCAGCUAGUUUCAAUGCACCAUCUUAUAUCGCCGAUCAAUUACAGCACUACUCAGUUAUCUCUGAUGAAAAGACAGCAAAUGUUACCUCACAACUUGUGUGUCCCUCAGCUGUCCAAUUUAUCAGUACACCUGUUCAUCUUUACGCAUUAGAUAUUUACAAUAGACCUCAAGCGACAUCAAGCAUGAGAGCACAACUGAUAAGGAAAGAGUACUUUAAGAGUGCUUUGGCUAGAGUCGGUAGAAUUGGUCCUGCUUUUGGUAUUGGAGGCGUGGGAAAUUCGUUUGUGAGAAGUUUCCGGAAUGACAUUUAAUCAAUUUACUUGCCUAUUUUAUAAUUAAAACGAUAUCUAAUCUCAGUUUUAUUGUUUUCUAACCAACAGUUUCUUUUUGUGGGGGGUUAAACAUGACGCGUGUGUUAUAUUCUGUGAGAAAGUUGGCCGUUGCUUUUUUUUUUUGGCUUGGUCUAACAUAGAAUUAAAAGAAAAAAAAAGACAUUGUAGUUCAAGCGCCAUUGGAG